This is a messenger RNA of Aspergillus piperis CBS 112811, 1284 nucleotides long. RefSeq lists its product as uncharacterized. The record is from RefSeq and is a predicted model, not a curated record. The coding region runs from base 1 to 1284 and encodes 427 amino acids. The transcript has a single exon. Lineage: Eukaryota; Fungi; Ascomycota; Eurotiomycetes; Eurotiales; Aspergillaceae.
AUGAAGAUUGACUUUUUCUCCGCUCUAUCCAAGCCAGGAUACGAGUGCCUCGAUUUCGACGAUACAAGCCAACUAAGCCAGCAGCAGAGGCAGGAAGUACUUCCAUAUGUAUGCAAAGGUCUGUUUCUACUGCUUGCAGCAAUCGACUACAAGUACAGCCGCAUACCAGCCGACAAGCGCCUGCGUCAUGACUUGUAUACCUGGGCUCAAGACAACCUUGGACACCAGUUUCCCCAAGGAGGACAAUCCCUAGAAGCAAUAGUGCAACUCGCCGCCGAAUCAGCAGAAUACUUUUACGCUCAUUGCUCGCAUGAGACAAAGCUCAUAAUGGCCAUCGGGACCUCUAUCAUGACCUUAACCGAUGAUGAUGAGCUCCUCGAUCCAGAUGAACGCAAUCGCUUGUCAUCCUUCUGCUGUAAUGACGGCCACAGCCCACCGGACGCAACUCCCUGGACUGCCAUGCUCACUCAUGGCUUACAGUUAAACGCCGAGUACCUUGGUUCUCAUGACCCACUAGUUGGGGGCCUUAUGGCAAAUUCAUAUCGGUUGUUCGUCGAGGCCUGCUCAAUUGAAUACCGCAUGCAGAGUGAAAUGCCUUUUCAUCUCACCAGUCACACUGGGCCACACCCAAUUGACGAAGAGUGUGCCGUUGAAGCAUUCCCUCGGAACAUUCGUUCUACAUCCGGUGCUCCUCUCUUCUACAUAUGUCCAAUAUUCAAAAUAUCUAGCACCCAGGAAGUCCCCUACAAAUACUGGAUAAGCCUGGUUCCCAAGGUUUCUGAAUUUAUUAGUCACCUAAAUGAUGUCUUCUCGUGUCCGAAGGAGAUUCUGUCGGGCGAGACGUGGAACUACCUGUCACUGAGGACAAGAACCAAACGACAAGCAGGGAGAUCCUCUAGGUUCGGUUCGAAGUUAUGGACAUUCCGUGACAGCUUCUGCGAAUUACUUGAGAAUAUGCAGGAUACUACCCUCGCCGUAGAUAGGGCUUUCACGAGUUGCAUUUCCGCUGAUGCUAAUACAUCGGAACAGAGUGGUAGCAGUCAAGAUGAUCCAAAUGCAAAAUUAGCCGCAGAAUGCUGGUUCGCUUUUCGGCAGAACUACAUUUCUUGGCAUUUGCAGUGCAAAAGGUACGGUUUGGAUGGCCUUGAUGUUGAAAGAAACACUUACACAGCUGAAGAAUUGUGUGCACCGGAGUAUAAGCCACUACAUCUUGCUUAUGCUGGUGCGGCGGCUGCUUUCGUUUUGGUUACUUCUGCGUUAAGUUAUAGCUAUUCUUUUAUCUAG